Molecule: messenger RNA, 1647 nt
Organism: Penicillium chermesinum
Lineage: Eukaryota; Fungi; Ascomycota; Eurotiomycetes; Eurotiales; Aspergillaceae
Exons: 7
Coding region: 1-1647 (548 amino acids)
Biological process (GO): amino acid transport; transmembrane transport
Cellular component (GO): membrane
Molecular function (GO): transmembrane transporter activity
Source: RefSeq, a predicted model, not a curated record
AUGGUCCUGACUGUAGAAUCCUCGGAUCCAGAUCGAAAGACGAAAGCCGAGGAGGUUCGGAAACAAGAUUCAUCCCUCGGGCCUCCAAUGGCAACCAUUCAGGACGACGACGAGCUUUUGCUGGCUCGGAUAGGCUAUAAACAAGAGUUGCGCCGUGAGUUCUCGAAAUGGUCGACAGUAUCGUAUGCCAUCUCCAUUCUGGGGGUACUCGGAUCCGUGCCAGCAACCUUUGGCUCGCCACUGCAGGCUGGAGGCCCAGCCACGGCGGUUUGGUGUUGGUUAAUCGGCUCCUGCAUGGCGAUGGUCAUCGGCAGCUCCGUAGCAGAGCUAGUUUCGGCGUAUCCAACGGCAGGCGGAAUGUACUUCGUGACGAAGCACGUGGUACCAGCCGACCAGGUCCCAAUAUUCUCAUGGAUUCAAGGCUGGUGCAACCUUCUGGGCCAGACGGCUGGUGUCUCAAGUGUCGCAUACACCGUUAGCCAGAUGCUGUUGGCUGGUGUCAGCAUGAACUCGAAUUUGGUUGACGGCGAGUACUCGUAUUCACCAACUGCAUUGCAAACAGUGCUUGUUUCUAUUGGUGUUCUCUGCAUUCUGGGCGUCAUUUGUUCGUUGACGACCAAAACGCUCCAUCGGAUCAUUCUUUGGUUCGCGCCGAUCAACAUUGCGGCCACAAUUGCGAUCUGCAUCGCUCUUAUAUAUUUGACCCCGGAGAAGCAGCCAGCCUCGUGGGUCUUCACUCACUUCACUGAUGGGUCUGGGUGGGGCUCCAAGGUGUUUUCUUUCUUUUUGGGUUUCCUAUCGGUGGCAUGGACUAUGACCGACUAUGACGGAACCACUCAUAUGUCAGAAGAAACCCACGACGCUGCCAUCAGAGGACCAGUUGCAAUCAGGAUCGCUGUUCUGGUCAGUGGCGCAUUUGGCUGGCUAUUGACGGUCUGCAUGUGCUUCUGCUUAACAGACUUCGAUGGUAUCUUGAACACCCCAACAGGAUUGCCAGCAGCGCAAGUAUUCCUGAAUGCUGGAGGAAAAGCAGGCGGAACAACAAUGUGGUCAUUUGCAAUUCUGGUACAGUUUUUCACCGGUUGCUCCGCCAUGCUGGCCGAUACAAGAAUGGCAUUUGCAUUCGCACGAGACGAUGCGCUUCCAUUUUCAGCCUUCUUAUCCAAGGUCAAUUCCCGAACCCACACCCCUGUCAACGCGGUCUGGUUCGUGGUUUUUUUUAGUAUCUGCCUGAACUGCAUUGCUAUUGGCUCUACCGAAACGGCUACCGCCAUCUUCAGCGUCACGGCCCCUGCCUUGGAUCUCUCAUACAUUGCCGUGAUUCUAGCACACCAGAUCUAUAGAUCCAGGGUCAAGUUCAUCGAAGGCCCUUUCACCCUUGGUAGAUGGGGACCCUUGAUCAAUUGGGUUGCCAUUAUUUGGGUUCUGUUCAUCAGUACCAUUCUGUUUUUCCCUACCCAAAUUCCAGUGACGCCGGCGAACAUGAAUUACGCCAUUGUCGUCGUUGCGUUCAUUGGGCUGUUUUCUAUAUUCUGGUGGUUCUCUUCAGCCCGAGGGAAAUAUACCGGCCCGCAGACCAACGAUAUUAUUCAAGACAUCCCUACCGAAGAUAAUGAAUUCGGAAGCGAGCCCGAGGGCAGCGUCUGA